Molecule: messenger RNA, 3017 nt
Organism: Phanerochaete carnosa HHB-10118-sp
Lineage: Eukaryota; Fungi; Basidiomycota; Agaricomycetes; Polyporales; Phanerochaetaceae
Exons: 15
Coding region: 6-2858 (950 amino acids)
Source: RefSeq, a predicted model, not a curated record
CCCCGAUGUUAUUCCUGCUCUGUACCGUGCUCAUUCUGCUACCGACACAGACGUACGCCUUUGGCGCCGGCGAAAUCCCGGACUUUGCGUACCUCAACGACAAGGCGUUUCGCCAUGGAGACAUCGAGAACGUGCUUGCUGAGCUCGCCAAGACCGCUGCCGGCGGUGCCGUCGCAGGUGCAAGCCUAUUCGGCUUCACGCAGUCCAUCUUCAAUGCGGCAACCGGAGGCUCCAAGUUCUCGAAAGAAGAUGUAAAGAAAGUGUACUUUGGUAACUGGCUGCGCGACUACUCGCAGGCGAUGGACAUCGCAGGGUUGAGCAAGCUCACUGCAGACACACUCGUGCUGAUCGUGUCGGUCCUCGGCUUCUUGACGUUUGGCUUCGCCACCGAAGAAUACCAAGUCACACCUGAUCGCCUCAGAGUGUACCUGCCAGUCGAGCAUAUCGACAACCCAAAAGGUUACGCUGAGAAAGAAGGCGAUGCCCGGCAAUUUCACCCCAAGCUCAGGCCGCCUGUCAACCCUCGAGAGCUUGAGAUUGACCCACGCAUCGGCAUGAAGAACUACAUGGCUACCGAGGGUCGUGGCUGGGACACUUCCACGGCCCAUAUUCGCCGCACCUUCGGAGCGUGCAUCGAGUACGGCCGCCGUGCGCAGGGUCGAGAAGGCGCAGACCUCUGGGAAGCGUUCCGUCUUCUUGGCACCGGUCUCCAUACGAUGGAGGACCUUCUCGCGCACAGCAAUUGGUGCGAGAUUGCCCUCCGAAAGAUGGGCCACGAGCGAGUUUUCUGCCAUGUAGGCGAGAAUGUCAUAAUUAGCACUCCCAAUGGACCUGCCCCUCCGCUCGUGACCGGUACCUUCGGCAGUGCAGACUUCUUGCACUCGUUGAUGGGCGAAGCGACAGACCACCUGAGCCAAGCGAGCGUCGUCGACCUCUCAAAGAACCUGUCAAACGCCUCGCAGAACGGCGGAGACUCGUCGCUGCUGCGCUCACUGCUCGAGAAGCUGCCCAUAGGCGGCUCGCAUGACGAGGACAAGGUCUCGCAGGCGGACGAGAUGCAGGAGCAGGCCAAGGCGUACCAGUUCAACCCGGACAACAUCAUGCCGCCCGCAGUCCAAGACCAGCUCCUGCAGCUGCUCAAGUGGCGUGACGACAUUUACAGGGAUAUCCUUAAGAAGAUCGAGAUGGUACCCGGGCUCGAGAGCCUUAUUGACGCGCUUACGAACGCGCUUAAUGCUUUCGUGUAUGCCAUUCUUGCGCCUUAUCUCACCCCCGUCCUCCAGCAGGUUACCGCGGUCCUAGGCGAAGGUAGCAAAGCCGUUAUCGACUCGGACGACCAAUACGAAGUGUUCAACAACCCGGAUGCUUCAGAUCCGUCGCACAGUUUGCUAUCAAAGGACCACUUCGCUCUCAUUUUGAACGAGCCCGCGGGCAAGACGGCCCUCGUCGUCGUCCGCUGCGCCGUCAAGCUUAUCGUCGACGCCUGGUACAACCAUGAGGAGACUCCCGAUAGGGUGAUCGACCGGAUCCUGGAGGCGUUCCACCACCCGUAUUUCAACGUCGGCCGUUCGCGCAUCCAGCAGGAGAUGUUCGAGGAGAUGGAACGUUGGAUCGGGGCCCUCGAGCCCGACGAGUCCGAGCGCAUCCUUGAGGCCCUGAGCAAGGAGAGCGUGAGGGCGGGCAAGAACAAGCGACAGGGCUCGGACGACGACGUCGCGUCGUCCGACCAGGUGUACGGCCAGGUUCACGGCCAGGCCGCCCAGGGCUCGUACCCUCAGGGAGGCUACGUGAGCGGAGGCUCGUCCGCUGCUCCAGCCACGCCUGGCACCUACGGCGGCAGCCAGGGUAGGUUGCAGCAGCACGUGCCAGCAUUCGAGGCCACCGGCGGAGGAUACGACGGUGCCAAUCGGUACGAACCGUCAUAUCCGGGGCGUGCCGAAGGGGGCGAGGCCAUCGGCGGACGCUCGUACAGAAGCCCACGGCGGACGGAGGAGGCGGCGUGGCGCGGCGGCGGAGAUGGCGAGCACUCCUGGAGCGAGCGCACGACCGGCUACAGCGAGGACAGCUACAGCGUCCGGCCUGCGUACCGCAACGAGGACGUCCGCGGAGGAGCGUCGCGUGGAUACGGCCAAUCGAACGAGCGCGACCCGUACGCGCGCCGUGCGGAGCCGCCCGUGCAGGGUGGCUACGCGCCAUCGUACCAGCCUGCAUAUAUGCAGCCGCCGGGAGGCUAUGGCUCGCGCGACGGGUACGGGGCGUCCGAGAGCGUUAGGGCCCCCGGUUUUGGAGGCGACGCGGCAGACUAUGCGCGCGAGGUGCGCGAGAUUGCGGGCUCUGGGAACUAUGCGAGCGAGAGCAACGCGUAUGAGAGGCGUGGCGCGUACCAAGAAGGCUCGGGCUAUACCCGACAGGAUGUAGGUUAUGGCACGCGGGACGAGGGUUAUCGCGGCGGACACGAGGCUGGUGAGGACCGCAGAAGAGGACAUGACGCAGACGAGGGCGAACGACGUCACCAUGGGCGCAUGUACCAAGAGGAGUCUGAGGGGUACCGCGGCGGCUACGACGGAAGCGAGAGCCACGGCGGUGGCGGCGGCUAUGGCGAAAACAUAAGCCGUGGAGGCUACAGUGAUGCCAGCUACGGCGGUGAAGGCUACAGUGGCGAAGGCCGCGGCGGAGGGGGUUAUGGUGGAGGCUAUAACCAAAGCCAGUCGCGCAGGCAAGGAGGUGCGGACUACGACGGAGAGGAGACGUUCGGUGCCGAACGACUCAACCUAAAUGAAGGCGACGGAGAGGAGCCACCCCGCCGCCACCACCACCAUCAGCAGCACCAUCACCGCCGUGACGACGAGGGAUACUAAAUCCAUACAUCAGCACAAAUCAGAUAUGCACAGUACAUACCAAGAGAACUGCGUAGCGAAUCUGAAGAUGAGUGCACAGUCCUGUAAUCUUGUUUCCCAUGUCGGAGGGAGCGUGCUUGAGCUUGAUGAGCAGCGUGAAAGGACGGUGGCGUCGCGCAG